CAACUGCUUCGAGAAAAAAAUAUUCUAGUUCUACGUACACUUGGAAUUAUUGAAAAAAUUAGAAAUAGUUGAUAGUUUCGAAGCGAUUUUAAAAGAAUUUCAUACAGAAUAUGUCUAGCGAAGCGAAGGAAUUGAAGGGCGGUCAUCCGCCGGCUGUCAAAGCAGGCGGGAUGAGAAUCACAACGAAGGCACAUCCACAGCACCAGCAAACGCCCGAGCAGAAGGCAGAAGACAAGAAAUUUAUGGAGGAAGAACAAAUCGCAGAGGGUGUUGAAGAGAAGCCAGCCAGCAAAAUGCUGGUUUCAGGAGCAGAAGUGAAAGUUAACGAAGUAUCAAAACCGGAUUCUGUCAAGCACUAUCAUGAUAAACCUCAACCGACUGUUGAGAAAACCCCUAAGCAACACAGCCAUCAGCAUUCAAUACAACAGCCAAGGAAACAGUGAAUUUGAAUUUUAAAAUAAACAUUUAAUUUUAUGAGAUGCUAUGAGAAAUGCUAUGAAUGAUUCAAAACUAUUGUGUUGUGUAUUUAAAAUUGAGUUGAAAUAAACAUGUUAAAGCAAUGAA
Messenger RNA from Dendronephthya gigantea, 564 nucleotides. Its product is annotated as death-associated protein 1-like. The transcript is spliced from 3 exons. Gene Ontology annotation, biological process: negative regulation of autophagy; apoptotic signaling pathway; cellular response to amino acid starvation. Bases 111 to 443 code for a protein of 110 amino acids. Gene Ontology annotation, molecular function: death domain binding. NCBI's taxonomy places the organism in Eukaryota, Metazoa, Cnidaria, Anthozoa, Malacalcyonacea, Nephtheidae. The record is from RefSeq and is a predicted model, not a curated record.